Suricata suricatta (meerkat) is the source of this 930-nucleotide messenger RNA. RefSeq names its product olfactory receptor 147-like. Bases 1 to 930 code for a protein of 309 amino acids. The transcript has a single exon. Gene Ontology annotation, biological process: sensory perception of smell; G protein-coupled receptor signaling pathway. Gene Ontology annotation, molecular function: odorant binding; G protein-coupled receptor activity; olfactory receptor activity. Gene Ontology annotation, cellular component: membrane. The record is from RefSeq and is a predicted model, not a curated record. NCBI's taxonomy places the organism in Eukaryota, Metazoa, Chordata, Mammalia, Carnivora, Herpestidae.
AUGACUCCUGGAAAUGGUUCUUUUGUGACUGCAUUCAUUCUGGUGGGGCUAACAGACCUACCACAUCUCCAGCUCCUCCUGUUCUGCCUAUUUCUAGUCUUGUAUGUGGUCACUGUGUUGGGAAAUUUGGGCUUGAUAGCUCUAAUUGGGCUGAAUUCACACCUGCAAACCCCCAUGUACUUUUUCCUCUUCAAUUUGUCCUUCAUAGAUUUCUGUUAUUCUUCUGUGUUUACACCAAAAAUGCUGAUUAAUUUUACAUCAGAGAAGAAUAUUAUCUCCAACAGGGGGUGCAUGACCCAGCUCUACUUUUUUUGUUUUUCUAUCAUUUCUGAAUGCUAUGUGCUGACAUCAAUGUCCUAUGAUCGCUAUGUGGCCAUCUGUAACCCACUUCUGUAUAAUAUUGUCAUGCCCCCUAAAGUGUGUUCCAGCCUUAUGCUUGUUUCAUACUUGGUGGCAUUUUUUGAUGCCAUGGCCCACACAAGAUUCAGGCUGAGACUGACCUUCUGUGAUGGAAAUACCAUCAACCAUUAUUUUUGUGACAUCCACCCCGUGCUCCAGCUUUCCUGCACAAGCACCUAUGUGAAUGAGCUGGUGGUUUUCAUCGUGGUGGGCAUCAAUGUGAUUGUGCUCAGUGUCACCAUCUUUGUGUCUUAUGCUUCCAUCCUCUCCAGCAUCCUCCGCAUCAGCUCCACUGAGGGCAGGUCCAAAGCCUUCAGCACCUGCAGUUCCCACAUAAUUGCUGUUUCCUUGUUCUUUGGAUCAUGUGCGUUUACGUAUCUCAAACCAUCAUCUAUAUCUAUGCAUAAGGAGAAAAUCUCUUCUGUCUUUUAUACCAGUGUAGGUCCCUUGAUGAACCCUUUCAUUUACAGCUUGAGAAACAAAGAUGUUAAAACUGCUCUGAAAAAAACCCUCAGUAGGAGCAGGUUUUGA